AUGAUGUCGGUCGAAGGGUCUACAAUAACAAGUCGGAUCAAAAAUCUACUUCGCUCCCCUUCCAUUAAGCUGAGGAGAAGCAAGCCUGGGAACAAGCGUGAAGAUAUAGGCAGCAAGGUGACUUUGGAGAAGGUGUUGGGGAUAACUGUGUCGGGAGGCAGAGGAUUAGCCUGCGACCCCAGAACUGGCCUCGUUGCUUAUCCGGCAGGGUGUGUUGUUGUGCUGUUCAACCCUAGAAAAAAUAAGCAACACCAUAUUCUGAACAGUUCCAGGAAAACAAUUACAGCACUUGCUUUCUCUCCAGAUGGAAAAUAUUUGGUUACAGGAGAGAGCGGACAUAUGCCAGCAGUUCGGGUAUGGGAUGUGGCUGAGAGAACCCAGGUGGCUGAGCUGCAGGAGCACAAGUAUGGCGUGGCCUGCGUGGCCUUCUCCCCCAGCUCCAAGUACAUUGUUUCAGUGGGGUACCAGCAUGACAUGAUUGUCAACGUCUGGUCAUGGAAGAAAAACAUUGUAGUGGCAGCCAACAAAGUCUCAAGUAAAGUGACAGCUGUGUCAUUCUCAGAGGACUGCAGUUACUUUGUCACUGCUGGAAAUCGACACAUCAAGUUCUGGUACCUGGAUGACAGCAAAACCUCCAAGGUCAAUGCUACAGUCCCCUUGUUAGGUCGCUCCGGAUUGCUUGGAGAACUGAGGAACAACUUCUUUGCCGAUGUAGCGUGUGGAAGGGGCAAAAAAGCUGACAGCACCUUCUGUAUCACAUCCUCAGGCCUGCUCUGUGAAUUCAAUGAAAAAAGGCUGCUAGACAAGUGGGUGGAGCUGAGGACCACUGUGGCAAACUGCAUCUCUGUGAAUCAUGACUACAUCUUCUGUGGCUGCGCUGAUGGCACCGUGCGGAUUUUUAACCCUCUGAACCUUCACUUUGUCACCACACUUCCGAAGCCGCACUUCCUGGGAACAGACAUCGCGAGUGUCACUGAGGCCAGUCGUCUUUUCUCUGGUAUGACUGAUGCGAAGUAUCCAGACACGAUUGCCUUGACCUUUGACCCCACCAACCAGUGGCUUUCCUGUGUAUACAAUGACCACAGCCUGUAUGUGUGGGAUGUCAAAGACCCGAAGAAAGUGGGCAAGGUGUACUCUGCAUUGUACCACUCUUCCUGCGUGUGGAACAUUGAGAUGUAUCCAGAGGUGAAGGACAACAAUCAGUCAUGCCUACCCCCUGGUUCCUUCAUCACUUGCUCCUCUGACAACACCAUUCGUCUGUGGAACACCGAGAGCUCCAACAUUCAUGGCACAGCCCUGCACCGCAACAUCCUCAGCAAUGACUUGAUGAAAAUCAUCUAUGUAGAUGACAACACUCAGGUACUUCUGGACACUGAUUACAACUCAGCAGGAAGUGCAGACAAAGCUGAUGCGCAAGUAAUGGAUACAAAGGUGGGGAUACGCACUGUCUGUGUGAGUCCCAGUGGGGAGCACCUGGCCUCGGGGGACAGGAUAGGCACUCUCAGGAUAUAUGAGUUGCAGUCUCUGAGGGAAAUGCUGAAGGUGGAAGCCCAUGACUCUGAGAUCCUAUGUCUGGAGUACUCCAAACCUGAUACAGGCUUAAAACUCUUAGCCUCAGCCAGUCGGGAUAGACUGAUUCAUGUCUUGGAUGCUGGAAAGGACUAUAGCCUGCAGCAGACCCUGGAUGAACAUUCUUCUUCCAUCACUGCUGUGAAGUUUGCAGCCAAUGAUGGGAAAGUGAGAAUGAUAAGCUGCGGGGCAGACAAGAGCAUCUAUUUCCGCACUGCGCAGAAGACAGGAGAAGGGGUUCAGUUUACCCGAACACAUCACAUCGUUAGGAAGACCACUCUAUAUGACAUGGAUGUGGACCCCAGCUGGAAAUACGCAGCUAUUGGAUGCCAGGAUCGUAACAUCAGGGUUUUCAACAUAAGCAGUGGGAAGCAGAAGAAGCUUUACAAAGGAUCCCAAGGUGAAGAUGGCACCCUCAUCAAAGUGCAAACGGAUCCCUCUGGUCUUUACAUUGCAACCAGUUGUUCGGACAAGAACCUCUCCAUCUUUGAUUUCUAUUCUGGCGAGUGUGUUGCAACAAUGUAUGGACAUUCGGAGAUUGUAACCGGGAUGAAAUUCAGUAAUGACUGCAAACACCUGAUCUCUGUUUCUGGUGACAGCUGUAUCUUCAUCUGGCGUCUGAGCUCAGAGAUGACCAUCAACAUGCGGCAGCGACUGUCUGACAUGAAGCAGAGAGGGAAGCAGGCAGAAAAGUCUCCUCCGCAUAAGACAGGUGGACUCAUGAGGCAUGAGUCCAUAUCUGCCCUGUCCUCUAUGCCUGCACUCUCAUCAGACAGUGACAAGGAUGGUGAAGACGAAGGGAAUGAUGAAGAUGAGUUACGUGGGCUGCAGUCUUUCCAUAUUCAGUCCAGCUGCAACACUGGGAGAGACUCAGAUCCAGACCUUACCCUCUCAAGAAGCCUUUCCCAUUGGGAAAUGAGGAGGGCCAAAGAGAUAGCAGCGAUCCAGCGCUCAGAGGCACCGAUGAGCAAAAUGCCCCGGCAACGUGGGCGCUGGUCCCAGCCAACCAGCAACAUAGAGAUGACUGUGAAAUCCAUGCUUGACUUGCGUCAGUUGGAGUCUUUCUCUGUUUCCCGUUCUCCGAGUCGAGACUCGCUGUCUCAAAACAGCAAUGGGGAUGACAGAGAAGAGCAAUCAGAUCUUCCUGUACACAUCAACAAAGUUGGCAGCUCAAUACCUCCCGAAGAUAACCGGUCUUGUGUGCGACCCCAAGUGAUUCGGCUUGUGUCUUGUGAAGAGGGGAUUUUCUCUCAGGAACUGGAACCUUCUGAGAGCGAGGAGUGUGUAAUCUACCCUGAGCAAGAUGAAAUCCAUCCCACAGACCCUAGCAGUGAGUUCCAGGUAAAAGCAUUGCCCCAUGGGAAGCUAAGUAGAGGUUAUCACAGUAAUGGAUGCCCAGACAAACACAGUCCUGACAGUGCCUGCUCUGUAGAUUACAGCAGCAGUCGUCUGUCCAGCCCAGACCAUCCAAAUGAAGAUUCUGAAAGCACUGAGCCCCUAAGUGUGGACGGUGUCUCAGACCUGGAGGGAGAGGAAGGAGAGGAGGACGUGGGUACUAGCAUGCCGGAGGGAGAAAUACCCCAGACACCCGAUCAGGAGAAGUUCCUUAAACAGCAUUUUGGGACCCUGGGCAGCACUGAUGGAAAAGGCGGCUCAUGUAGGAAUCUGGAAAGAACUGAAAACCUCAGCAUCUCCUCUCGCUUUCUUUCCCAGUCCCCGGCUCUCAGACGAUUGUCACUCUCUUCAUCAAAUCUGAUACUGGAUUCAAAGCCCAUCGAGUCGACAACGCAGAGCAAUCGGCUUACACCAGACCUAUUGAAAAAUGGCAGUGACCAUCCUGGUGAUGCACUGGAGAACAGCCAGCUCCUGGACAGUGUAAAUUCAAAUAGGGCUGUUUACGUCCAGAAAAAACGCAGAUCAGCUUUGGAGGCCAGCAGAGUUGGUAUGGCUCCUGGACGGGUUAUUGCAUCCUUUCCAGAAGGCCCUGUGAACGCAGUGAUGAGAAAGGCACAGUCAGUUCACGACCUUGUUCAUGAGGAUAAGGGUCCUGGAGUGGUAUCCUCUGUCAAGCAGCGUCCUCAGACUCUUUUGGUGGUUGAGAAGGACCCCAGACCUAACAAUUGCAGGGUGUUAUCAGCCAGUAUGUUGAAGAUGGAUGGAUCUGGUGCUCUGCUGGCCAAAGAUGUCAGGGCUGCAAAACCAAAGUCCUACAUGAACCCCACAACCAGCUUCCGGGCUAAGAUGUCAAGGAGCGUAUCUGUAGGGGAAAAUCUGUACCUUGGUUACUCCACCGAAAUGCUGACUGAUGGGAGGACUAGCCCUCCAGUGGCAGAGAAGACACAGUUUAGUUCCACAGCAGAUGCUGAGAAGAUUAAGCUACCAGUGAAAGAAAAUGUUCCAGUGAAGCCAGCACUUCAGCCAGUUGUAAACUGCUCGUCUCCCAAGUCCUUCCACAGCAAGUUGGCAUCAUCAAACCGAGCACAUCUGAUUCUUGACAUUCCCAAGCCAUUGCCUGAUAGACCCACACUGGCCUCCUUCUCACCCACUACCAAACCAAAAACCCUGCUUGAGCCACAGUCUCCGCAGUCACCUGCUGGGGCCUGUAAAAAGAAACCCUCUUUUCCUGAGGUCCGAGCCUCCAAGAAGGAGAAUCAAACUGCUGGGUCUCUGGUUCCUGGUAGAGAGAUCCCAACAGGACUUGCUAAGGAGAGCCCAUUGGAGAGUCCAGUCUCAAGGACAGGUUGCCAGGAUGAGCCAGGGGUCACUAAUCCAAAACUGAGGGAGUUGUCAGAGGGCCGACACCUAAGGUCUCCUGAGGGCACACUGCCCAGGUGCAGGGAGAGGAUCACCGGCAUCGCCUGUGUGCUAGACAACCAACCUGGACUUUGCCCACUAGACCCCAUCAGGCCGAGGUCUCCUACAUCUAUAACUGCCUCGGCACAGGUCUCAGAAUCGUGCAUCAGCGUAGAGCAGUGUGAGCACGUGGUAUCCGAGCUCCAGGACAGCAUGCGCAAAGCCAUUCAUCUUUACCGCAUGGUGUUAAAUGAUACGGAGUCUUCUACUGACAAAGAUAAAAUAGCAGGCCUCCUGACAGAGACAUUCUCCUCAAUGAAGAAAGAGUUGGACUCUCUGAAGGAUGAGGAAGAGCUUCCAAAGGUUAAGGAGGUGCUGGUGAAGCCACAAGAUAGCACGAGCCCACUGAAUGAGGGAUGUGGUGCCAAUCUACCGAGUCCCAAGAGUUUGGGAGAUGAGCAGACACUAGCUUUGCUGGAACAGUACUCAGAGCUAUUGCUACAAGCUGUGGAACGACGCAUGGACAAAAAACUUUAAAAGGGCUGGAUUUCAGGUGUUUGUGAAUACACAGAGAUAAUCCCAAGAAGAGGACCACAGAGAGAGCUUCAGACUGAUGCUAUCAUUGCAUGGGUCUAGGGAGACCUUUACGAAUUGAUUUCCUCAGGCCCCUACAACUGACUUGCUCUAAUUCUUAGCAAUGUGCUGGCCACAAUUUUAAUAUUUUUUUCCCCCCCAAUGGUUUUCAACUUCCUG
Charadrius vociferus (killdeer) is the source of this 5115-nucleotide messenger RNA. RefSeq names its product mitogen-activated protein kinase binding protein 1 (gene MAPKBP1). The transcript is spliced from 30 exons. The record is from RefSeq and is a predicted model, not a curated record. Gene Ontology annotation, molecular function: protein binding. Lineage: Eukaryota; Metazoa; Chordata; Aves; Charadriiformes; Charadriidae. The coding region runs from base 1 to 4899 and encodes 1632 amino acids.